This is a messenger RNA of Lethenteron reissneri (Far Eastern brook lamprey), 3556 nucleotides long. RefSeq names its product TEN1 subunit of CST complex (gene TEN1). Gene Ontology annotation, cellular component: CST complex. Gene Ontology annotation, molecular function: single-stranded DNA binding; telomerase inhibitor activity; telomeric repeat DNA binding. The record is from RefSeq and is a predicted model, not a curated record. Gene Ontology annotation, biological process: negative regulation of telomere maintenance via telomerase. NCBI's taxonomy places the organism in Eukaryota, Metazoa, Chordata, Hyperoartia, Petromyzontiformes, Petromyzontidae.
GGCCCUUCAAGGCUGUGGGGCCGGACACGGGAGUCGCUCCACUGCUGGACUAGAAUGGGCCGUCUCUCACGAGCCCUGCCGUGUAAAUGAGUGCCGUGGCUUUAAACGUCGUACGUUGUCGCGAUUUGAAAGCGGUGUCAGGAUCGGCCUCUGGAGGAAGUUCGUGAAGGACGCUACUGGGGAAUUGGAGGCAGCUAUCCAACAACAACGGAGGGCAGAGGAAUGAUGCUCACGAUAACUUGCAGAGCGCCGGGUGACUAAAACGCAGAAAUUUGCCAUGGCGACCAGGUUUAACCGAGCUCUACCUAGGCCAGCUAUUUUCCGCUUUCUGUGGGAGCUGGAAGGAGGAGAGCCUACUGACGGCGAGGUGCAGAGCGUGCGCACCAUCGGAAGGAUGGUCCUGUACGAUGCUGUUCAUUCGCGGGCGAGAGUCACGAUGGUGAAUGGGACCGAGUGUCACAAGCUGUGGGUGGACACGUCACUCAUCGAGCCCUUCACCACCCGCAUGGGAGGGCUCUACCUGUUCCUCGGGGAGAUCGAGAGGCUCACAGAUGAGGAGUGCCCUCUGUUGAAGGCACGUGUGGUGCAGUGUGUGGAUGGCGUGGACCUCCCUGCCCUGGAGCAAGCCUUGAAGGACCAGCGCAGAUAUCUGGCCACCAGAGAAGGCUCGGAGAUGAGCUAGUUAAAAAAGCUCUAAUAACUUAGAUUCUGCCAGAUACAACUUUCGAUUUUUAACCCAUCAACUUGAACAUGUAUAUCCCGUUUGUCAUUGCACUUCCUGGAUGACGGUCUCCCGACAGCGUUGCGGGUCAUCGUGUUUAUUUGACCCUACUUCACCUUGUUGGUCAGUGCGAGAUUGUUAAGCAACGGAGCACAGAUGUGGAAGAAUCGUCACAGUUCCAAGGAUGUUUCUGCACUGCCCUCUGUUGACCAGAAUGGAGCACAGCUCCGCAGCCACCUAUAUGACAUGAAGCAUGGAUAUUUAUCGUCACAACUCCUAUGACCUGUGUUAUCACGAGUGCGCAGAAUGCAUACGUUGCAAGCUCUAUUAAAUUUUUCUGUCUUGCAUCUUCUACCGAACUGUUGAAGAGUCUCGAACGUGCAGCGGUAGUCCGUUUCAGGCCAGUGGACCGCAAGGCCGCGAGGUCCAAAUCUCGCUCUGCGAGUGCACGGAAUGACCAGGUUGGCGUGAGCUGCCAAAUGCUUCGUGCUGAUGGACAGACUGGAGUGGACAUAGAUGGGAUGGCAUUGGCGCAGCCGAAGACAUUUGCAAUAGUCAAACACGACUGGUGAUGAAUGCGUAUGGACUAAUGUCUCAGCUGCAUCAAGAGUCAAUGAACGGUGUGUUGUACAUAGCUGCCGUAGUUGGUAAUUGCACCUGCCCGCCACGUAUGUGUGUAGAGAAUUCCAGUUCAGGGUCAACUCCCAGGCACUUGACAUCAGCAGACAGUGCCCCCCCCCCCCCCGGGGUCAUGAUCCGACACUGAAUGAUUUGCUGCCUGGUACCAAGCCAAAUGAACUGGGUCUUAGCGAUUUCAGCGUUUAACUUCAUCUGAAAUAUGUUGACAUCGACUGGUCAAUGUAGGAGCUGAGGCGCGAUCACGAUGCAACACAUGAAGCAGCUUUAUUCGUGAAAGUAAUCGCACCAUCGAUUAGCACAGUUGGCUACGUACGGUGAAGAAUAAGUUCUACAUCUAUACAAAGCUGGGUGUCAUCAGCAUAUCUGUGUAUGCCAAAACUUUGUUGCUCAGCGAUGGUUGUCAUGUCAGCCGGGUAAAGUAGAAAGAGCUCUCGACCCAGAACACUUCCUUGUGGCACUCCGGAAUGGACUGCUGACUUGGUUGAUUCCUGACCAGGGAAGGCGACGUCUGCAUCCUCUGCCGGAUUAAAGAGUCAAUCCACGACUGUACAAAUCCACCAACUCCAAACGCAGUGUGAAGACGGUCGAUGAGGAUGUUGUGCUCGACCGUGUCAAAAGCAGCAGACAUCCUAGCGUGCUGGGUGAUCGCCCAUCCAAGUUUUAGCCUGGCUUAAAUGCCUGCUUCGCUUAUGAGAUGUUAUGAGACAGGUCACAUUACAGGUGAUUUUGUCAUAGGAAAGUACAUUAAUAUUCUCUAAACAUAUAGUGAAGCUCAAAUCUAAAUGGUUUUGUGUUCAUUUGCAUUUUGACUUUUAGAACGUUUGUAAAUAUAGUUUGACCUAUUUGCAAACUACAACAAAUAUAUAAAGAUGACCAAACUUUUUUUUUACAUAAAAUAUUCCAUUCCAUCUUGCUGCAACCAAUAUAAUGUAUGUUCUGGAUUCCUAUUGUAUAAAAUGCAUUAUUUUAGGAUACAACUAUAAUGUGAAAAGAAAAGUCAAAACAUUCAAAUAUAUGCUCCACUUGAUUCAUAGGGAAAAUGUUUUAAUGCAUUCCAUAACUAAAACAAUGCAAUCCAAACAUUACGUUUCAUAAAUGUUUAUACGAUGUUCUAAUAUCUUAACGUGAUGCUAAUACUGCUUUGCGUAUUACAUUGUACACCGUAUGAGCUUGAACAAUUCUUGCUCUGACAGCGAAACCCUGUGUAUAUAAGUGCUUACUUAAAAGACGGUAACAUUCCACAAGUUUCCAGUUGAGAGUUUUAGACAUGGCACACUGAGUCAUAUGUGUUACUGGUAGGAACCAUCUGGUUCCACCAGCCCACAGGGGAUUAUUGUGUCCGUCCGUCGUGCAUUAAAAAUGGGAGGGGUGGGGCUGGGUGGAGAGGGGGUGGUCACCCCGUGGUGCCCUUAUAAAACUCAACGUUUAACCGACUCACGCCGGCUUGUGCCCACCCUCACAGUCGGGCAUAUUUUCGGAAUACACCACGCCGCCGUUGACCCUGGCCAUUGACCGAGCAACCCAACGUUCCUACCAGCUCCCUCCGCAGGAGGAAUGUGUUAGCUGAGUCACUCAGGACACGGCUUAUGAAUUCACCGAGAACAUGUGAUGAUACAACCUGAAAAUAGAAUUAUACUGCUCAUUCAUUAGUUUAAAGGAACUUCCUUCAAAAAUUGUUACCGAAAGAAUUUGAACUUAAGGCCAAACUGUGUAUAUGGGAUCAUUUCAUGGAUUUAAAUAUAUAUGCAAUGCACUAUUGUUAUUUUGUAAUUCUAUAAUGAAGCCGGGAUGGGUGAAUACCUAUUUGUAUAUAAAUGAAAGUUAUUGUGUGAACACCAAAGUACUGUAUGUAAGGACGUCGUAUUUCAAAAUGUCAUUAGUCAUGGUUAAAAUAUAUUUUAAAAUACAAUAUUUUAGGCAAAUGCUCCUUUACAGUUAUAUGUCAAAACUCAUAAAGUGUAAAUAAUUACUUAGUAGCAGUUGAUAUCACUUAAUGUAAUACGGUCUUAACUUAAAGAUGUAGAAAGAAUACAAAUAAAUACAUUCCAUAUAACAUUAGCUCAUCAUUGUAGACAUAGUGCAUUAGUUGUGUACAUAUUUUCAUGUCAUAACUAUUCUGCGUUAGCUGACGGUUUCCAAUCUUUUAUAUUUUGCGGGAAUUUUUCUUGUUAGGAAAACUUUAAAAGCUUUAAAAUG